Messenger RNA from Anisakis simplex (herring worm), 204 nucleotides. Lineage: Eukaryota; Metazoa; Nematoda; Chromadorea; Rhabditida; Anisakidae. The record is from the annotation of a GenBank genome assembly.
UUGGCAUUAACGGAUCAUCGCAUAAUGAAAGUGCCAUCGUUACAAUUGAUUGUUAUGAACUUACAAAUUGGUUUGAUAAGAUCUCAAUGUUCGUUCAAAAAUGCUAUUUUAUAUACGAUAUGCUCACCAUUGAUGCGUGAUAUUUACGUAUCAAUAACACCUGAAAUGGGAUCUAUUGCUGAUGCUCUGAUUGAGGUAUGUUAA